AUGGCCCCUGUAAGCCCAAUCUUCUCCCUCCUCGACCGCUUCGGCGCCAGCCCCUCCGAUUCCUCCCACUCACACGCACCGCAGCAGCAAAAGCAACCCGAGCGCCUCAAGCACGUCGCCGCCGGCAACCCCUCGCAACUAGGCGACCCCGUCUCGCUCAAGGCCGAGGUGUCGAAGCUGGUGCCUACGGAGGGCGAGCAGGGCGCGCAGAGCUCGGGAGGAGCAUCCGACAAGAAAGGCGGGGUACUCGGCGCGAAGAACUCGGACGGCAGCCCCGUGCAGGACAAGGAGAAGAAGCGGCUGAAGCAGAUUGCGGAGGAGAACAACGAGGCGGGCAACCCGUCGCAGCUGGGCGAUCCGAUGAUGCUCCCCCGCGCCACCACUGUUCUGCUUUCGCUCGGCGCAUCGCUGGCGUUAGGUAAACUCCAAUGCGUCAACGAUGACACCCUCGCCGCAGCGGAGCUUCCCCAAAUCUCUCUGCCGACGUACGUAAAGCGGCAAGAUGCGCCCAAGGAAGUUGACGUCUACUUCCACGUUGCCAGCACCGAGGCCAACAAGGACAGAAUCAGCGACGCCACCGUCGAUGCCCAAUUCGAAGUCCUGCACUCAACCUACCUCCGCCACGGCUUCUCCCUCAACCUCGUCAACGUCUCGCGCGUUGUCGACGACGUCGCCGGCAAGGGCUUCUACGACGACGAGGGCAUCGGCAUCCCCGACUACGACGCCUACGUCGCCUGGCGCACCGCCACGCGCCGCGGCGCCUACGACGCGCUCAACGUCUACUUCUUCAGCGACCUCAACGAGGGCAUCGGCGGGUACUGCAACCUCGCGGGCGUCGUGCAGGACGGCAGCCAGCAGUUCUACCUAGACGGGUGCUGGGUCAACGGCGACAGCAUGCCGGGCAUGGUCCCUCGCAGCAGCGCCGGGAACGAGACGGUAGUCCCGAACAAGGGGCACAUUGCGAUUCACGAGGUGGGCCAUUGGUUUGGGCUGUUUCACACGUUCCAUGGAAGGCUUUGCGACGGGAUCAAUGACCAGGUGGCGGACACGCCGGCGCAGGCGGGCGCGAGCUCAGGGUGUCCUGUGGGCAGGGACUCGUGCCCUGAUGCGCCUGGGUUGGAUCCGAUCCAUAACUUUAUGGAUUAUUCUGAUGAUACUUGCACGACGGAGUUCACUCCGGGACAGGAGGAGAGGAUGCACCAGCAGUUCGAUGUUUACCGCAGGUGGCAGGGUUAG
Messenger RNA from Colletotrichum gloeosporioides, 1236 nucleotides. RefSeq names its product Extracellular metalloprotease. The transcript has 4 exons. Bases 1 to 1236 code for a protein of 411 amino acids. The record is from RefSeq and is a predicted model, not a curated record. Gene Ontology annotation, molecular function: metallopeptidase activity. NCBI's taxonomy places the organism in Eukaryota, Fungi, Ascomycota, Sordariomycetes, Glomerellales, Glomerellaceae.